Vitis riparia (riverbank grape) is the source of this 643-nucleotide messenger RNA. RefSeq lists its product as uncharacterized. NCBI's taxonomy places the organism in Eukaryota, Viridiplantae, Streptophyta, Magnoliopsida, Vitales, Vitaceae. Bases 125 to 643 code for a protein of 172 amino acids. The record is from RefSeq and is a predicted model, not a curated record. The transcript is spliced from 4 exons.
CUUGGCUCUGUGCUUCUGAGGAUGAAGUGCGAAAUACUCUCUCGAUUUGCAACGGGCCCUUGGUCCAUCUUCAGACUCACAGUUCAAUAAGGAUAAAUUUGCUUGUAAUUCUGAUAAGGAGGCAAUGGAUGCAAUUUCAAGUCCUACUGGUGGUUCGAUACUUAAAGUUCCUUCAAUUUCAGAGUCAGAUUGGCGAGAGCCGUCACUACAAUUAUGUAAUCCAAUGGUGUCGCAGACUCAUGGAUCUAACAGAGUUUAUGAUGCUUUCCAUUUGUUGCAGAGCGACACGGCUAUUCAGAGGAUGGUUAUUUCCUUAUCUUCUGAUAAUACUGUUUGGGAUGCUGUCUUGAACAAUGAAGUAGUAAAGGAGCUUCGAGAGUUAUUCUAUGAAGCUGAAAAUAAUGCUCUUCCAAGCUCAGCUGAAAGUGUUGUCAACGAUAGUCUUUCAAGCUUAAACGAAAUUUCUGAACAAUCCAAUGCAGCGACAAGCAUACUGAAGUGGAUUUUUGAUGGCCCCAAGACAAAAGUCAUGGAGCUUGUGGAGAAAAUCUUGAAUCUUAUGAAUGACUUGUUUCAGGCUCCUAAUAGCAAGCGUGAUAAGGCAACAACAGAAGCAACUGCAGAUCCAUUCAUGCAAAAAUGA